AUGAAUUCCGUACACAAUUAUAAUGAGUAUUUGUAUAACAACAAUGAGACGGAUAAUGCAAAUAUUUCUAGAGAUAAUAAUAAUAAUAUAAGUUGUAAUAAUAACACUAAUUAUUUCGAUACACGUGAAAAAAGAAACGAAUCUUUAAAUAAUACGAAUGAUAAUUCUCUUUAUAGAAGCAAGGUAAGUUUAAAAUCUGAAGACAAUAGAUACGUGCAGAACAACUUUCAAGUUAAUUAUGAUAUUAUGGAUGGUCGAGAUAGAAUAGAAGAUGUAAAUAAUAGUAGUAAAAAUUAUACCGACAUUAUUAUAUGUAAUAAACGUAAUACAAAUAAUGACAUUAUUAUGAAUAAUAUGAAUAAUGUGAAUAAUAUGAAUAAUGUGAAUAAUAUGAAUAAUAUAAAUAAUAAUUAUAAGAAUAUCCUAGGUAAUAAUAACAAUAAUAAUAACAGCUUGAAUUGUUGUCAUGUUAUUAAUGUCGGAAGUAAUAACCCGUAUGAUAAUAACACCGAAAUAAAUAAUAAUAAAAAUAAUAAUUCACUCAUUUUAUACAAGCCCAUAGAUAUGAGUCUUAUUUACAAAACAUAUGAUAAGAACGGUAUGAUAUAUUGUAAAAGAAUAAAAUUUUAUUUAAAAAACGAAAGAGAACAUGAUUAUACAGAUUUUUUAAUUAUAAAAAUUAAUAGUUUAAAAGGUCCUGGUGGAAAACCUUAUAUGAGAUUAGAACUCUCUGAUGAUAAGAAAGAAUUUUUUUUUUAUUAUCUUGAUUUAUAUGAAGAGAAUUAUGAGAAGAUAAAGAAGGAACAGAAGCUAGUUAUAAAUUUUAACUUAUUUCCGUUUAAAUUUAUUGAUUUAUUAGAAGAAUGUAUUUUAGAAAAUGAUAAUUAUGAACACAUGGACGAUCAACGACUGAAUGCGGUUUUGAUUUUUACAGACGGUAGUUUAAGGGAUAACAACGGUAAUAAUAAUAAUAAUAUGAAUAAUAUGAAUAAUAUGAAUAAUAUGAAUAAUAAUAAUAAUAUUAAUAAUAAUAAUAAUAAUAAUAAUAAUAAUAAUAAUAAUAAUAAUAAUGGUAAUGCUUAUAAUUUAAGCGAGGAUUAUAGUGCGACAGGAAACCAGAACAGAAAUAAUUUUGAAACACAUAAAAAUUUAGAUUAUCAUAAUUCAUAUUAUUAUAACGAUAAAAGAUUCUUAUGUAAUAAAGGAAAUGUAUGUGAUGGGAGUGCCAUUCUUAACCUUGUAGAAAUUAAUCAAUUUAAAGAAUUAACUCAUUUAUCUUUAAUUCUUAAAAAAGGUGAUAAUACAAAUGUAAUUACACAUCUUUGUAAUAAUAUUACAUAUGUUAAAGAAUAUAAUAAGGAAAUUAUAAACAAAUUAAAUGAUGAACUUGUUAAAAAUAAUAAAAGUAAUAUAGAUAUAAAGAAUUUUCAAAAAACAAUAGAACAAUUAGAAAAUAAGAUGAAUAUUUUAAAAACUAAUUUUAAUAAUACAUUAAAUAAUGAUAUUAACAAUUUAAAAGAAGCUCAUCAGAAAUUAAUUAUAGAAAAAGAAGAAAGAUAUAAUUUAGAAAAUGAUGAAUUGAAAAAAAUUGUAGACAAUUUUAAAAAUAAAUGUAAUGAAUUACAUGAAAUGAAUGAAACACAAGAAACUACAAUUUUCCAUCUUAAUAAUAAAAUAAAAAAUUUAAAAAAUGAAUUAGAAGAAAAAAAUUUUAAUUUAUUAAAAAUUAUAAAAGAAAAAGAAUCUAUAACAUCUGAAAAAGAAAAACUUGAAAAAUAUAAAAAUACAUUUACUCUUGAAUUUAAUGAUUUAAAAAAUAAAUAUGAAAAGGCAUGUGAAAGUAAUUUGUCAAAUAAUUCAAGUUUUGAAAGUAUCAAAUUAUCAAACACAAAUUUAGAAACAGAAUUAAAAAAAUAUAAAGAAAGAAAUUUUAAACUAGAAAAUGAAAUUAAUAUAGCUAUAGAUGAAAUUAAUAAAGGUAAUGAUAUUAUUACAAAAUUACAAACACAACUAAAAAAAAUGAAAGAGAAAUUAAAAAGUAAAACAUUAGAACAUGAUAACUUGGAAAAAAUUAAUUCACAAAAUGAAAAACAAAUUACCCAUUUAAAUAAUGAACUCAAAAGUUUUAAGGAUACAAUAGACCAGCAAAAUGUUGCACAAGAUAAUUUAAAAAAAGAAAAUGACAUGUUGAAAAAAAAAUAUGACGAGUUGCUUAAGGAGUUGAACAUAUCACGCGAGGUAAAUUUGAGGCUUAAUAAAGAAAUAACAAACAACAACCUCGAUAUAUAUAACACAAAAUUAAAUCCUAUGGUACCCACACCAAACGUUUCAUCAGGUGUCAAUUUUCGUGUCGAUACAAAUCUUCUUGAUAAGGAUUUGUUUAGCAAAUUAAAAGCCAACUUAAAAAAUUCGUCCAUCCCGAAUAACGUUCCGGGGUACACAUUGGAUAGUAAUAUGAACCAGAUGAAUUUAAUGAACGGAAAGAUUGAUACUUUAGAUAUUAACGAUCGAUAUAACAAACCUGUGAAAUUCAUUCCUCCAGGAAUUUAA
Molecule: messenger RNA, 2550 nt
Organism: Plasmodium reichenowi
Lineage: Eukaryota; Apicomplexa; Aconoidasida; Haemosporida; Plasmodiidae
Product: spindle assembly abnormal protein 6, putative
Exons: 5
Coding region: 1-2550 (849 amino acids)
Source: RefSeq, a predicted model, not a curated record